CAAAGCAGUGAGUUGUGAGUCUGCCAGGGCUCUGUUCAACGGGCAGAUUGGGCAGAUGCGUGUCAAAUGUGCCUCAGUAUCGAAUAAUCAUCCUGUUCUCCUCAACUGUAAUCAACCCCCCAAACCAAACCCCCCAACUGGUGACUCCAUCCCCAAUGCUCCCAGUGACCCCAAAUAACCCACCGCCCCCCGAAUAAACCAAAAAGCCCCCGCGACUCGUUGCAGAACUCCUGUUUUUGUCAAAUGGUAACGUAGUUAUUCGGGAACUCGUUGUGUUGGGUGAAAUGCUGGAUCGACUUCCUGUUCAUGGCGAUACACCGAAGCUCCGUAAGCGUCGUCCCUCGUAUUGAGAGUGCUUCAGCCAAUCGUCCCCAAGAAUAAAAAAGAAAAACAAUUCCACAGAGACAAUAAACCCGAUGAAUGCAACAAAUUCCCGGAACAAAUAGAUCAAUCGUCGAGUGUCCGAGUGGUGCAUGUGCCAGUGAAUAAAUAAAUAGUGAUCCCUCCACCUAGAAUACUAAAUAAAUGAACGCUCCUGGCAACACUAUUACAAUUUCACGAUAAAUUGUUGAAUCCUUUGGGACGUCUUUGGCCCGCGCUAGGCCAUCGAGGGUACAAAGACCCCCCAGAGAGCUCUGCAUCGUGAAAUGAUCAACAUGGAGACGGACAAAAUUAUUGAUGACACAAAUACCAACUUACAGUACCCGAUGACGAUACUCUAUGACACGGGGGUUCGAAAGAAAGAGGCAUCCUCACAGGCGCUCGCACUUACCAGCCAGUACACACAGGAGCGGGAAAUGUGUAUGAAGUACUUUGAGAGAUGGAGCGAACCGGAGCAAGUGCAUUUUGUGGAGCAAUUGUUGGCGAAGAUGUGUCAUUAUCAGCAUGGACACAUUAACACCUUCCUCAAGCCCAUGCUCCAGAGGGAUUUCAUCUCCUUGCUGCCCAAAAAAGGUUUGGAUCACGCAGCAGAGAGUAUUCUCUCUUAUUUGGACGCUGAAUCGUUAUACUCAGCUGAGCUCGUCUGCAAAGAAUGGUACAGAGUAAUAAGUGAGGGAAUGCUAUGGAAGAAAUUGAUCGAGCGUAAAGUGAGAACAGACUCGGUAUGGCGGGGUUUAGCAGAGAGAAGAGGAUGGAUACAAUAUCUAUUCAAGCCACGUCCUGGCGAGAAUCAUCCAAAUCACACAUUCUACAGAAAUUUAUUUCCCACAAUAAUGAAGGAUAUCGACAGUAUCGACAACAAUUGGCGAAUGGGUAAUCACAAGUUACAAAAAAUCAACUGUCGUAGUGAAAAUUCGAAGGGAGUUUACUGUCUGCAAUAUGACGAUCAGAAAAUUGUGUCUGGUUUGAGGGACAAUACUAUUAAAAUAUGGGACAGAAAUUCAUUGCAGUGUAUCAAGGUGUUAACGGGCCACACUGGCUCGGUACUGUGUCUACAGUAUGACGAUAAGGUCAUUAUAUCCGGAUCGUCGGAUAGUACUGUUAGAGUCUGGGAUGCCAACACUGGGGAAAUGGUUAACACACUGAUUCAUCAUUGUGAAGCUGUCUUGCAUCUGAGAUUUAACAAUGGAAUGAUGGUAACGUGUUCUAAGGAUCGUUCAAUAGCAGUUUGGGACAUGACCUCACAAACAGAAAUUGCCCUCCGCCGUGUUCUAGUUGGCCAUCGUGCUGCUGUUAAUGUCGUUGAUUUUGAUGAAAAAUACAUCGUAUCAGCGAGUGGUGAUAGAACAAUUAAAGUAUGGAACACCUCGAGCUGUGAAUUCGUCCGAACUCUAAAUGGACAUAAACGUGGUAUUGCGUGUUUGCAAUACAGAGAUCGUUUGGUGGUUAGUGGUAGCAGCGAUAAUACAAUAAGACUGUGGGACGUUGAGUGCGGUGCGUGUUUACGUGUACUCGAGGGACAUGAGGAGCUUGUUCGGUGUAUCAGAUUCGACAGGAAGCACAUUGUUAGCGGGGCUUACGAUGGGAAAAUCAAGGUGUGGGACUUGGUGGCAGCACUGGAUCCUCGAGCACUCGCCAGUACUCUCUGCCUGCGAACACUGGUGGAGCACACUGGUCGGGUCUUUCGCCUUCAAUUCGACGAGUUCCAGAUUGUCUCAUCAUCCCACGACGACACGAUACUGAUAUGGGAUUUCCUCAACUGCAAUGAUUCAAAGGGAGCCGAGGGGAAUUCACAGGUAGUACCCACGCCAGUCCCUAGCCAAGUCGACACCAGAUCUCCCUCUCCGUUCGAGUGACGUAUCAAAAUAACAAUUCCUCUAUUGUGAUACACCUAUAAAUGGUUAGUGCGUGAAUUCAAUGUGUUCACGGAUGCGUAUGACAGGAUUGUAACGAUACGAGUUGUAAGUGCACACUGGAAGCGUCUCAGCAAAAAGAUCGAAAUCAUUACAACCAAAUUGCUCCAGAGCUGUUGGAAAAGAAGUGAAAGAAAUAGAAAUCUACAUCACCAAAAGAUUCUUGAAAAAAUGUAACGAAUAAUACAAAUGGAAAAAAACGAGGAGAAAAGACAGGGGUGAAACGUACGUAUUCAUGCAUCCCAUGGAUGCACGACAAUUCGUGUUAUCAUCAUUGAAUGGAUCCACUUAUUUAUUUUUGGAAUUCCUUCUGCGCUCUAUGACACGUGAGAAGUUGAUCGAUCAUUUUCCUACAGCUGUUGAAGGGUGAAGGAGAUAAUUGAACCUGAUAAAACGACGAGAAUCAUUGAAGACUUGAAAAAAUAAACAGUGACGCCACAGAAUUGUAAUAACGUAAAUUAACUAGAAAUUUCGAAGAAGUAAUUGAACAAAAAUGAUGAAAAAAAUAAUAAUUGAUAAUGAAUUUUAAGAUGAACUGGCACUUAAUGAUAGUAGAUGUAUUAUAGUAAGUUAUAACAUAAAUAAGAAAGAAAGGAACAUUUUUUAUGUAAUUAAUUUAUAGUCAAAAAAAUGAUAAACAAAGAUGAAUUGCUAAAAAAAAUACUGUGAAAUGUCGUUUGUUUUUGGAGUACUUACUGUGUAUGAAUGAUCAUUCAAAUGAUUGUAAAGAGGAUGAACUUUUGAGACAUUCAGUUCAGAUUUAUUGAACCGUAAUAAUGUCAAUUUAUAUAGCAAUGCAUUGCUAAUUACUGUCACAUCUAAAUGGUUUUUUUCUGUGUUAUACAUUGUGGCUCAAUUCAAUAUGUGAAAACUCCACAGAUACAAUUAAAUAAUUCAAAGUAAAAAUUCUGUAAAAAAAAAAGCUAGGAUAAUUUCAAUUUUUUUAAUUUUUUCAUCAAUUUUAUAACUAUCAAUAUUUUCUCCAAAAAGUUGAUGAAAAAAAUGGUGAUUUAUAAAAUUCACUUAGGUAAUUGUACAUUCUUCGUUAUUUAAAAGAAAAACCACGAAAUUGUAAAAUUUUAGUGCAGUUAUGGCGAGUGUAAGCUGUGAAAAUGUGGAGAGGGAAUUAAUUUUAGUCAAUCAUGACACAUAAACACAUGGUAAUGUCACAUUAAGUGAUUUAAUAUUUUUCAUCAUCAUCGCAUCACUCUCAUUUUUUCCUCCUCCUGCCAUUGUCAAAUUAAAUCAUUCAACUCGACUAAACCAAUAACAAUAUUUGUGCAAUUGAUAUACUUGACAUCACGAGAUCAUACCCGAAUGAAGCAUCAAUCUUACUCAUUCAUUGAUUAAUCCAAUUAAAUUAUAAAGGAGCAAGGUUUAAAUUAUUGAAUAAAAUUUUUGAAGCUUCGAAAUUUUUGAAAAAAAUUGCGAAUGUGAAGAGAAUGAUAGUUGAUUGUAGACGUAAGUGACAUGUAUUCUGAAAUAUAAUGAUCAUGCGUUCAAUUGGAUUCAUUCGAUAUCUCAUUAUUAAUCAACUGAUAUCAAUCGAGAUGAUGUUCAUUAAAUUCUUGUGGAUA
Messenger RNA from Diachasma alloeum, 3871 nucleotides. It is a transcript of the gene slmb, whose product is annotated as beta-TrCP. The transcript is spliced from 8 exons. The record is from RefSeq and is a predicted model, not a curated record. Bases 648 to 2237 code for a protein of 529 amino acids. Gene Ontology annotation, molecular function: protein dimerization activity. NCBI's taxonomy places the organism in Eukaryota, Metazoa, Arthropoda, Insecta, Hymenoptera, Braconidae.